CUCUCAUUCACACAUUCAUACAGAUACACACACUCUUCAGGAGCCUUCAUAAAACACCUUUGUCCCACGCUGCUGAGUCAGUAGCAGAAAAAACUCAUCCGUUUGUGCACCUGGCUUCUAGAGAAGCCACUGACCAUUCCACAAGAUGGUGGCGUAUGGCCUUGACUACACAAGGUGCAGAUGGAUCUUGCCUCUGAUGUUAGGCAUAGCGGUCAUCUUUGGCCUUAUUGCGCUGGCCGGCAAGGGCUGGCUGGAGUCGGAGACGUUGCCCUAUCAGCAUCAAGCCUCGUUAUGGGAAAGCUGUACAAAGAUGGACAAUGAGCCUGAAUGGACAUGCAACUCCCUGAUGGACUAUGCCUGGGGGAGAGCUGCUGCUGCCACAUUCCUUGUUGGCUAUAUCAUUUUGGUCAUUUGUUUUGCCCUGGCCAUCAUAGCAUUCUCCAUUGAUACACUUCGGUUCAACUUCGUACGAGGAAUUGGAGGCUUGCUCUUUGUUGCUGCUGUGUUCUCGAUCAUGGCCCUGGUCAUUUAUCCAGUGAAGUACACAAAUGAAAUUGACAUGGAAGGAGUCAAUAUGUUCAGCUGGGCCUAUGGCUUUGCUUGGACCACCACCAUUAUGGAAAUAGGCCUGGGGUUCUUCUUCUGCUGCCUCCCGAAUUACGAAGAUGAGAUCCUGGGCAACGUCAAGCCCACAUAUUUUUAUACUUCCCCAUAAAUACUAGAAACAACAGGAGAGGUGCCUUACUGUUGUUUUGAUAUUUAGAUUCCAGAGAUACAUACAGACUAUCUUAUUUUUACAGAGUAUUAUAACCAGGAAUUAGUAGAAAGGCUUGGAAACUUUUUUAUGCAAGUAGAAAUAUAGUGUUGGAGUUAUAGAAUAGAAGAUCUAAAUUGUUCUGAAUUUUCCUCUUUGAUGUGGGUUUGUUAGGGUUAAUUAUUCUAUCAUUUUGUAUUGCUCCAUUACUUCCCACUAGUAGGGGGGUGGGGUGGGUCUGGUAUUGGUGUUUCAAGCAUUUGUGUUUUUAUUUAAGUUCAAACAAGCCUUUUAAUUAAUCAGGGAAUCAGUUAUGGGGCCAGACAACACAAACCCUGGUUCCCUGAGGCCAAGCAGCUCAGGAAAACCAGAUACCAUGAUAUGUGGUAUAGUUUAACCUGAAAACUGAUAUUUGGUUGCUUACAAAACCUGCCUACCCACUUUGUGCCACCAUUGCCAAUAAUUCAGUCACCACUUUGUAACUUUGUUUCCUCUUUUAUUCAUAAAAAAUAUAGCACUUAGAGUCAGAGACAAGAUAGAGAAAACUACUUCCUUGUUUUUAACAGGCCAUUUUCAUUUCUCUCAAUGCUUUUGUUGCAUAGUUUAGUUGCUAAAUUGUCAAAGAUGACCCAGAAUAAGAAGAAAAAUAAACUGUCUUCAAAUACCACUAAACAUAAACAAGUAUUAUCACUGUGUAGUGUGCGCUGCAAUCCAAGCAGUCUUAGAAAUCCUGGGUGAGAUUCUGGGCUGCUACUUGGCGGAGUAGCACAGGAUUAGCACACUGCGGGAGGGGGACAAAAGUGGCUUUAAGACAUCCUUUCACCCUUCAGAUUCUGGGCUUUUCUGAGGGCUGGAGAGACUCCUGCUGUAACAUAGAGAGUCUUGAGGAACUGUUUAAGUUAUGUCAGCCUCACCAGGUUGCCCUAUGGGCAGCAGCACUGUCCAAACCUCCAUAGACCUAUGUGCUGUGGCUCCACCCAUGACCUGCCUCCCCAUCCUUGGCACGGGGCCUAUGCCAACGCCUCAGGAGUCCCUGAAGGACAGCCUGCUUCUGUCUUCUUCAGUUCCUGUACCACUGGAAUUCUUUCCCCAUCAAAUCUAGGGCUUUUAGAGCCCCUUUAUGCCAUUCCAGCCCUUUUACCUGGUACCAGAGGGCGAGAGCUGGCAUGGGAAUUUCACCUCUAUUUACUCCUAUGGCCCUCAUCCCUAUAGUAUCCAAUUGUCUCUAUACUAUUGAACUGCUGGAAUUGGAAUUUAGAGUUAUUAAACAAGUUAAAACAAAAUCCCUUUCUUAUUGGGCUCUUUCAUUUAGAUCUAUUACUUUCUGAGUCGAAAGUGUGUGUGUGUGUGUGUGUGUGUGUGUGUGUGUGUGUGUGAUGCAUAUAUAAAAUGCACACACACAAAUACACUCUCACACAACCUCCCACCAUAAGAUUGUAAAACAAGACACAACCACAUUUUAUAAAACAUUUUCAGAUAUAUUUCACAUUCCACAACAUUAAAAAUAUGUGAAAAGUAAUGAAGUUUGCUUGCUGUUUUCUGUGUUAUAUAUCUUGGUUUUGUAAUAUUCCAUUUUUUGCUUUAGGUGAAAAAAAUUGUGGACCAAAUCCUAUUAUCCUUAUCAAACAAGAACUCUCAUUGAAGUCAUUAUAUCGUUUUCUAAGAUGAAUAUUACCUUGUAAUAAAUUUACCUCUCUCUUUAUAUACUGCAGAUGAUGAAAACUGCCACACUGAGUAUAUAGUAUUCCACACUAUAAAAUAUGAGAUGCAGGAAGGAAACCUUGUCUUCCUUGAUAAAAGUCUUGGACAGUUAGAAAAAGUUAAGCUAAACAACCAGAUUCUUAUAUUGCACUAGUUUUGCAGCAGUGUAACUCCAUUUAUUGCUCUGAAGUUACGCCUAACUUAGACCAAUAAAAGUGAGAGGAGAAUCACAUCCAAAGCAUAUAUAUAAACCCUUGAGAAUGGUUAGACAGAAGAGUUUUAUAAUUAAUUAUUAUGGUUCUUCCUGGCCAAAAAAUUUAGAAAAUAUUUUGUAUAAAAAAGUGACAGUGUGCAAUUGAUGCACAUGCA
Molecule: messenger RNA, 2824 nt
Organism: Trachemys scripta elegans
Lineage: Eukaryota; Metazoa; Chordata; Testudines; Emydidae
Product: p53 apoptosis effector related to PMP-22-like
Exons: 3
Coding region: 146-715 (189 amino acids)
Biological process (GO): cell-cell adhesion
Cellular component (GO): cell-cell junction; membrane
Source: RefSeq, a predicted model, not a curated record